UCUUUGAUCUUGGAAUGGUAUGAUUAUCGCUUGACUUAUUACAAUCUGAAGAAUGCAACAUCAACAAAUUUUCUGUCGGCAGAUGAAAGAGACCAAAUUUGGAUUCCAUUGAUUGUAUUUGAGAACACAGAAAAUAAUGAAGCUACUUUACCAGGUAUUAAAACUGAAGUAACCAUAUGGAAAGAAGCUGGAUUUUCCAGAAGUCCUCCAAAUGUUAGAGAAGAAAUAAACAUGUUUACAGGGAAAGAGAACAGAAUUGAAUUUCAGGAGAUUUACACCAAGACAUUUAAAUGUGAAUAUCAGUUGCAACUUUAUCCUUUUGAUACACAGAAAUGCCAAGUGAUAAUGAGAGUAAGAUAUCUUGAGAUGAAUGUGUUGAAUUUAGCUCCUGAUCAGAUCUUAAUGAAAGGGAACACAGUCCUAACUCAAUAUAUAAUUACUGACUGGAAAUUAGAAUACAUUGAUAAAGAGUCUCCAAGCAAUGGUACUGUCAUAGUAGUUAUUCUCAAGAGAAGAAUAAUCAAUGAGAUUCUGACAACCUACCUACCCUCCUUCCUUCUUAUCAUCAUUGUUUAUAUAACAAAUUUCUUUAAACCCUUCUUCUUUGAAGCAGUGGUUACUGUAAACUUGACAGCAUUAUUGGUUCUUACAACGCUGUUUAUUAGUGUUUCAGGUGGUCUACCCCCAACUGCCUAUGUCAAAAUGGUUGAUGUUUGGUUAAUAUUUGCCCAGAUGAUUCCUUUCUUUGAGGUUAGCUUACACAACAUUCAUAUCUAA
Molecule: messenger RNA, 777 nt
Organism: Eurytemora carolleeae
Lineage: Eukaryota; Metazoa; Arthropoda; Copepoda; Calanoida; Temoridae
Product: glutamate-gated chloride channel alpha
Exons: 6
Coding region: 232-777 (181 amino acids)
Biological process (GO): chemical synaptic transmission; regulation of membrane potential; signal transduction
Cellular component (GO): neuron projection; synapse; membrane
Molecular function (GO): neurotransmitter receptor activity; transmembrane signaling receptor activity; extracellular ligand-gated monoatomic ion channel activity
Source: RefSeq, a predicted model, not a curated record